Messenger RNA from Portunus trituberculatus (swimming crab), 6207 nucleotides. RefSeq names its product PDZ domain-containing protein 8-like (gene Pdzd8). The coding region runs from base 196 to 3558 and encodes 1120 amino acids. The transcript has 14 exons. Gene Ontology annotation, cellular component: mitochondria-associated endoplasmic reticulum membrane contact site. NCBI's taxonomy places the organism in Eukaryota, Metazoa, Arthropoda, Malacostraca, Decapoda, Portunidae. The record is from RefSeq and is a predicted model, not a curated record. Gene Ontology annotation, molecular function: lipid binding; protein binding. Gene Ontology annotation, biological process: mitochondrial calcium ion homeostasis.
AGAGAAAGGAAAGGAAGACGUGAGCCGGGAGUGAGUCACAGCAGCGGAGGAGAGGAGACCAACAGAGCGUCGAGCGACCGCAGGCCUAGAUCUCCUCGAAUGUCGUCUGCAUGUCAGUAGAGAUGUGACAGAAUGAAUGAAAAGAGAAUGGGACAUCUGGUGCUUUAAUUAGCCAUAUGACCUGAGAUUUUCAAGAUGAUUGGAAUACUUCUUUGGAAUUUCUUGGUAUUUGUUGCUGGGGCUGUGAGCAUGCUGGUCUCAGUCUGGUGGUGGAUGACAUCACAAAAUGUAGAGCAAAUACUAAGUGAAAAAUCAUCUUUCACUGAGACCAUGCUGCCAGAUGAAUUGGUAAACAAGUUGAAACAAGAAGAAGGAUUCCAUCGACGUGAAACUUGCUUGUCCUUGAAUCUGAUCCUUCAGUUCUUCUUUCAAGAAAAACGUUUUGAAGCUGGGAUCAUGAGAUGGAUCACCAAUAUUCUCACUCAAGAGUUUAAUGACUUGCUUAAACAUAGAGCUCUCUCCAAGUUCAUUCAUAAUAUGCAGAUCAGAGACUUGAACCUGGGAACAAACUUUCCUGUGAUCCGGGCUGUCACUGCGAAGCAUGUGAAUCUCAAUCCUGAAACAUCAGUUCUUGAGCAGGUUGACAUUAAUGUAGAAGUUGAAUACAAUGGAGGAAUUCAACUGGCUAUUGAUGCAUCUUCUAGAUUUUCUAAAGCUGCCAUGGUCAAAAUAAAAGUUGUUCAUCUCUCCGGCAAUGGUCGAUUGCAGUUUUCAAGGCACCCAUUUACACAUUGGAGUUUCUCUUUUUAUGAUGAACCUCAGGUUGAAUUUGAAGUACAUUCAAGCUUAGGACUUCACAUUCCUCGCUUUAAUUCAGUUAUAGUCUCCCAACUUCGUGGAAUACUUAAACGCAAGCAUACACUACCUUACUUCAAGCUUAGAGGAGCCCCUCUGAUUAGGAGACACAACCAACAGAUUAAUGAAGAAGGCUGCUCUGUUCCUCCAGGAAGACUAACUGGCAGCAUUAUAAAGUGCACACGGCUUCAGACUUCUUUAGUUGGUGAGGUGAUGUACUGCACUGUGAUACUGAGUGAAGUUCCUAUUGUUUGUGCUGUAGAGAAGACUUCUGGUUUGUGGGUUGUUCAGGAUAUAUCUCUAAAACGUCCUCAUGGGUCUUCCGUGGGGAUUCUGUUGCGAAAUGCUGAAGAAGGAACUCAGAUGGUAGAAUCAGUCCAGCAAAAUUCUCCAGCUCAUCUUGCAGGCCUUCGGAAAAAUGAUAUAGUAUUAGCUGUAAAUGGAACAUACUUAAACUCUGGCCACCAAGCAGCAAAGCUGUUCUCUACCUGCAAUAUUAAUGGUGAUAGCAAUAGUAUUACCAUAAGAGUGAAGAGAUUGGUCCAUUCCGAAGCAAAGAAGAUAUUAGCUGAGUACAGAACUGUGGGCUCAGAUGCUUCUUCAGCUGUUGUUGGGGAAGAUGCUUCAGGUAGACUUCAUGUGUUCUCCAGUGCCCAAUCCAGUGUGGCACCUUGCACCAGCAGCUGUAGUUAUAGUGGAGACAAAUCUUCUUGUGCCUGGGUAGACACCUCCAGUAGUGGUCCAUCUGGAUGUGCUUGGACAAAUGAUGUUACUGGUGCUGCUCGUGCUGGCAGGAAUGCAGCUGUUGGUAGUUUUGGUGAUGAUAGUAUAAAUCAUGGUGAUAAGAGUAGAGGAGGCAGAAAUGAAGCAGGAAAUCCCUCCAUUCAUUUUAUUGGAAGUAGUGGUAGUCAUGGUAAUGUUAUAUCAGGCACGAGUGGUGGGAAUGGUAGAAGUAGCUGUAGUUUCAAAGGUGAUUGUAGCAGCAGCAUCAGUAAUUGCAGCAGUGUUAGUGGUUGUGGAGGUGGUAGUAGUAAUGUAAGUAAUAAUAUGAUUGCUUGCACUUGUAGUGGUAGCUCUGGGAUUACACUAAAUGGCACUGAUGAUAAUGGAAUGCCUGGAGGAUCACGUGCUAUUAGCCCUUCUCAUUUGCUUGCUGGGAUAGUGGGUACCUUCAACGGAAAUUGGCCAGCUAAGCACCGCUCUUUGCCAGGCUCUCCUGUCCUGCAGCGCACCUGUAGGAAUCGUGCUGACUCUACACGUGAUGGUGACAUAAGUGGGAGUGGCAGAUCGACACCAGACUCCAGUCACAAUAAUAGUCCUGAAAUGAGGCGAAAGUUAUUAGAUCUACACCCACUUUCUACAGAAGCCCGGCCUCCUCUUCUCAACCAUGAUAAAUCUCCAAUAACAUCUGUUGGCUGUAAGAUCAUUCCUAGAUCUGUUUCCAGUACAGCUCAAGACAAAUCUCCAUGCUCCACUUCUGGUCAGAUUUUUCCUGCGCCUCAUCAGCCCACCACUGAAAAGCCACCAUCUACUAAUAACAGUAAAGCUGGUAUCCCAACCUCAUCAGAAAUUUUGAUGAAUGUUAUCAAUUCAGAAAAAAGAGGAUUAAAAAAGUAUGGAGGAAAAAACAAACAAAUAAAAUUGUUACAAACACCUUUCAUUGAUGGCACCUGUGAACCUGUCUUUGACAGUGACUUUGAGUUUUGGUUAGAGGAAGAGAAUAAAUACAUGUGUAUAGCUGUGUGGAGCAGAAGUAUUUCCAACUCAAAGGAAAAUUUUGAUUCCUUGUCCUCUGAAAAACUGAAAGAGGAGAGAGAACGAUGCAGAUCAAAGGAUAGUGAAAAAGAAAGGAAGAAGAGCCAAGACCAUGAAAAGGCAAAGACUGUAUGUGAAAAUGUAACAGGUGGAUUGACUGAUGAUAUAUUAGUGGGUUUCAUUAACUUACCCUUUAUCUCUCUUAUCCCAGAAACAACCCUCAAUACUCAAGGUCAUGUCAUCAAAAUCCUAAACUUAACUCCUCCACAUCCCAAGUGUCCUGAAGUAGCUUCUGAUCCACUAAUCUCACACAAAGGGUUCAAUCCUAACCUUUGUUAUGGAGAUGUGAUGAUUUCUCUAACAUAUCAACCUCAAGACAGAUGUGAUGUCUUUGGUCGAGUAGUUUUAGAGAAAAAUGGUCUAUCAGAGGAUGAGAGCAUGACAGAUGGUACUCUGUCUGAGGAUGAUGAUGUCCCAACCAUACAAGAGGUUGCUGAAGACCGUAAUCAUGACUUUAAGAGGACCCAUUUCCACUCAGCUACACAUUGCAACUUUUGUAGGAAAAAGAUUUGGCUUAAGGAUGCAUACCAGUGUAGUGAAUGUGGCAUCAUAUGUCACAAAAAAUGUAUGGUUCGCUGUGAGCAGGAAACUGUGUGUGAUCCAAGUGGGUUGCGAUACAAAGACACUCCAAAAGGUGAUGGUCGAGAGAGCCGUGAAAGUAAGGAAACCCCGGAAAUCAUAACAACCAUUACUAUAGCUCCAGAUGCUGAGAAUGGGAGUCCUGGAAACACUCCUCCUCCUUCACCACAGCGUGUAGACAAUAGCCAUCCCAGUUUUCCUCUGAAGGACAAACAUGGCCGGAACCACCACAAGCAAGACAGAGAGGACCCGUAUCAUCACACUAAAACAAAUAGGAACGAAAAUCAACGAGAUUUUUGCUCGUAUUAGUCGCACCAUGGCAACUGUUCUCCAGGUUCUGGCUGUCAGUAUACGAAUGGGUCUCCUGGGUUAAUAUGGUGUUCCAUAACCCAAAUUGUACAUUCAAGCUGUCAUUGAUGUCCAUGGUAACCAUGGCUAGUAAAGGAAUACUAUAUGUAAUAAAUUUUCUAUUCUUUAUCCAUCAUAAUUUCCAUGCAUGUUGAGAAUAUUUGGCUUGGCGUCGGUUUGGGUCACAACUUCAACCACUGACACUGUACUGAUAAUGAAAAUAAUACCAGUAAUAAAAUAAUGAUACAUGCAAUUAGGGUAGGUAAAAGUGCUGGAAAAGUGGGAAAACUAUAUGCCUUCAAAUAUAGUACCUCUUUGUGGAUGAUUAGGAGCUAAAGUGGAUGGGUAGAUUGAGGAAAUAUGUGAAGAACUAUUUCUUAAUAAAAGUAUAUAGAAAAACUGAAGUAUAACAUGACAUCAAAACCUAGAAAUUUUCGGAUGACGGGCGCGCUAUAGCAGCAAUUUUGUACGUGAUAUAGAAGUCUAUGCACCUUUUUAAGUAUGUGCAAUAGCAGUAAAACACAAUAGUAGAAGGUGCAAUAGCAGAGAACUAAAUGUAUUGAUUUUUCAUUAUGUAAAGUUAUUGAUUCUUGAGAUUUACCUACAUAAAAAAAUCUUUGUUUAUGUUAGGCAAAUCUACAAAUUAUAACGUGAAGACAACUUGUAACUGGCUACCUUAAUUUUGCAUCAUGAUAUGUCAGAAGUACUUAAUUGUAUAUUAACAAGGACAGCCUUUUAAGACAAGGAAGGAUAUGUGUUAGUAGCCUACUCAUGGAAUACUAUUGUAGAGUGGUGCUGUGGAUUUGGUAGUAUUGCUGUAUUAAUGUCUAAUGAAAAAUAAUGAGAUAUUUAGAAGCAGAAAACCUCCUAACUUGCAUCUCCAUAGAGAAAUGAUAGUGUAUCACAGAUUUUUGUGGUUUGAUACAGAAGGAGGAAGUUCAGACUUUUCAACCCUGAAAAUCUCUUUUGCUCUGACAUCCUGUGUUUUUCAAAAGUGGGCUGCAGAUAAUUGUAUCCUGACUGGUCAAGCAACUUAUUCAAACAAUACUAUUAUGCAAUAGUAAUAUCAAAACAAGGCAGAGGAUGAUGUUAUUAAGUUAUGGAAAGAGCAAAUAGGAUAGGAGGAUUCUAGAAGUAUUGAGUAGUGCAGGAGAUCAUGGCAGCCAAUCUUAUGGUCAUGGAAGAGUAUUGUCACUGCUAACCCACUACCAACAUGAUUACCCUGGAUGUUCUUCUGGCCUCUACCAGCAAACAAGAAAGAUAACUGUACACCUAGCUGUGCAGUUGCCUGCUAGCCUCAUGGAGGGCAGGGGCUAUAGUCUCACCAGCAACAUCAAAUGAUGAGAUAUGAGAGCUAGCGAGUAAAGAGAAAGACAGGACCAGGGCGGCAAGGAUACUAUACAGAUAAUAUGUGGGUGAGAAACUGCCAGGACUACCCCCUGCAGACAGCUUGAUUCUUGCCAUUUUGUGUAUUAUCACCACAAGUAUCAAUCAUAUUUAUCUACCAUUGGCAUCACACUUUUUUUUUAUGGCUUGGAGCACCUGUAGGUAUAUUUGAAGAUUAUGGGAAGUGCUAUCCAGCUUCCACCCAUUAGCAGAGCAGGCAAUUAUUUAUAUGCUACCUCAAGACUCCAAUGAAAUCUUCCAUAUCUGUAACACUGAUAAUUACCAUACCCAACCAAUAGGGUAAUAUUUUGGCCUCCUGAAGAGCUGAGUCCAAAGCUUCCCCUAUAUUCUGUCUGCAUGCUUCCAACAGUACCACAAAUGAAAAAUAUACCUAUUUGGAAGGCACUAUAUCACUUCCAAUUUGGAUCACAGAUAGUAGGCACUGUACUUUCUUUGUCAAGUGAUGUGGCCUCACUGAAAAUAAAAGACACUGAAAGGGAAAUGAUGAAUCCCCACAACACGUCUGACUGGCGUGGCUAAAUGUAAGCAACUGGUGAGCAGCGCUGUGUGGCAUUAUCUCAUGUGUUAUGCUCCCCACAGCAGAGGUGAUUUGAUGAUGUAAAAUUCCAUUUGAAUUAUUAGAUGAUCCCAUAUUAACUUGGGAAUCAACUGGCUUUAGAGCAAUCACAAGUCACCUGCAACAGCAAGAUCAAGAUCAACAACAUGUGAAGCCUGAGGCGAGUGUACAGCUAGUUAGGUACAUAGCCCCACCAGAUGUGCAAUGUGACAACCCCUGUGAUACAAUAGGUGGGUUACAUUAUCCACAUUGGCCUCCCCUUCAUCACUGGUGUCACUCCUUCAAAAACAAUGAGUACUUGUUCACCUUCUCCUUAACCAAACUGUAACUAAGACUGAUAAAAUACCCUUCACUACUGAAGUGCAAAACUAUCCUCCUGCUCCAGAGGCUGAGAAGGGGCUGAAUCAUAAGGCCCCUCCACACUCUGACAUUUUCUCUGAGGAAUAACUCGAAUGCUUCACCAGAACUUUCACAUAUGGUAAAAGUGGGUGAGGUUAUGGAGUGCGGGGACAUCCUCGACCAGAGUUAUUUUUGCGGUGAGCACCCUGCUCUCACCCAGUCUUAUAUCAACAGCUGAGUGGGGUACGUGUCAGCCACAUUACUUCCUCUUUUUCUCUGCCUGCAAAGACAUGCCUUGCACCAAUGAC